AAAUCCAUCCUCCGCCUAUAUCCCCGGUGACACACCGUUGCCGGCCAACCCUCUCUCCUCUCUCUCUCUCUCUCUCUCUCACUCACGCUUAACUUGACCAUAUAUAUCCAAUUUUGGGAUUAAUAAAAAAUUGAAAACUUGGGUACCCAUUUUUUCCACACAAAGAAAAUAAAAAGAUAAUCAUCUUCUUCUUGCUUCACACGAUCUUCUUCAUCCCCCACCCAGAAUGUACACUAACCCAUCACACGGCAGCAUCGAAGUUUGAAUCUUUGUGCAAAACGAGCUCGUGGGUAGGACGUGCUUGUUAGAGAGAGAGAGUGCAACGCUAGAGAGAGAGAAACAGUGUGUUUGUGUGUGUUAUGGUAUGGCUCAGCAGAGGCAAUCGGGAAUGGAGAGGUUCGGGGUGAGGGUGGGGACCCAAGAUCUGAACCACCCCAACGGCUCCACCGAUCACGUCGCCGUCGGGAUUCGCGGCGCCGUUCCUAACAAGCAGCCUCGGCUCCGGCGAUCGGCGCGAUCCGACAGGGGCACGCAGCUCUCGGUGGCGGCAAUCUUAGUUUUCCUCUUCCUUGUACUUGUCGUCACUGUCCUGGUUUUUUCUUACAUUUCUAGAGACGAAAUAAGUAACAGUGGUGAUGAUAAAGAUGAGUUAAAGAGUGAUUCUGAUUUUCUUACAAAUGUACCACGGAUAGAGAGGAAGAAAGUCCUUGACUUUGGGCACGGCUCUGGGGGACAUGGCCGAGAUUCAAGAUAUUGGGAUAGGGAUGAUAGGAGAAGGGAUGAUGAUUAUGAUGAGGAUAUGAUGGAGCAGACAAGUAGGGAUCCUGGAGAUGAAAAUUCUGAAGAUGAUGCUCUUAGGAUGAAUCACAGUAUGCAGUCUUCUCAGGAUGGUUCUCACACAGGCUUAAAGCGAAGAGGUGUUGGCUUGUAUAAUGAAGCUGGACGUCAUGAAUUGAAAAGGUAUGAAGCAGAAUAUGAGGCCUCUUUGAAGAAUCUGGGACACUCUACUGAAGAUGAUGGGAAAAUGUCGCAUGAUGCUGAUCUGGAAAAGAAGAAUGCAGCAGAUGACAUUGUUGAUGAGUAUGAUGACUUUUUUGAUUUCCAUGAUGCUCAAAUGGAAGACUCUGGCGAUAGUGGAAAUAUGAGAGUGAAACAUUCUAAUUCCAAUGUACUAAGGUCGGACAGCGAAGUUCAGACAGAAUCCCAUGAUUCUUUUGAUGUGGGAACCAAUGAUGAUAUUACUUCUGAGGAAGUUGAUGGAGCAUCUUCCUUGAACAAAAGAACAAAUUCUAGACAUGCAAAUCUUAUUAAUGGACAUUCAAAUAAAAAACCACAUCCUGAAACAAAGAAGAAAGCCAAGCGCCGCAAAUAUUCAGGCUCCUGUGAGAUGAAGUUAUUAAACUCUACUUCGCUGCUUGUAGAACCACUAGAAAGUCGAAAAUUUGCAAGAUUUAACUUACAGUACACGGAGAUAGAAGAGAGGCCCCAGGGAGGAGAACAAUGGGUGCCCAGAUUCGCAGGCCAUCAGAGCUUAGAAGAGAGGGAAAAUUCAUUUUUUGCACGUGAUCAGAAAAUAAAGUGCGGUUUUGUUAAAGGUCCUGAAGGGUCUCCUAGCACUGGAUUUGACAUGGCAGAAGAUGACGUAAGUUACAUUAGCAGAUGCCACAUUGCUGUGAUUUCAUGCAUAUUUGGAAAUUCUGAUCGCUUGAGGACCCCAGCCACCAAAACGGUCACUCGUUUGUCAAGAAAGAAUGUCUGCUUUGUUAUGUUUACUGAUGAAGUUACAAUUCGAACACUUUCUGCUGAAGGUCAUGUACCUGAUAGAAUGGGUUUCAUUGGCUUUUGGAAGUUAGUGGUAGUGAAGAAUCUACCCUUUGAUGAUAUGCGGAGAGUGGGCAAAAUACCUAAGUUAUUGCCACAUCGACUUUUUCCUUUUGCAAGGUAUUCAAUUUGGUUGGAUAGCAAAUUAAGGCUGCAGCUUGAUCCUUUACUUAUCUUGGAGUACUUCUUGUGGCGAAAGGGUUAUGAAUUUGCGAUAUCCAACCACUAUGAUCGACAUUGUGUGUGGGAAGAGGUAGCACAAAACAAGAAAUUGAACAAGUAUAAUCAUACGGUUAUAGAUGAACAAUUUUCAUUUUACCGGGCUGAUGGACUGGAAAGAUUUAAUGCCUCUGAUCCAAACAAGCUUCUUCCAAGCAAUGUACCUGAAGGUUCUUUUAUUAUUAGGGCACACACCCCAAUGUCAAACUUGUUCUCCUGUCUUUGGUUCAAUGAAGUUGAUCGGUUUACUCCUCGUGAUCAGCUGAGUUUCGCGUAUACUUAUCAGAAGCUGAAAAGGAUGAAUCCUGACAAACCUUUUCAUCUUAAUAUGUUUAAGGACUGUGAAAGGAGACACAUAGCCAAGUUGUUCCGUCAUAGGAUGGAUGAGAAGAGGAAUACUCGUCAACAAGCAACAGAAUAAAGCGAGUUUUCAUUAACAUUUUUUUAUUGCUAAUGGGCUUGAUAUGAUGUUUACUUGGCCAGUCUGUUCCAUAUCUCUGAUGGUAAUCUGCUGCAGAGUUUGUGCCACGGUUCAGUGACUAGAUGAUUCAGCAAAGGUGUUUCCAAAGGAAGUGAAGUGUUUCUCAAAUUAUGAUCUACAAUGCUGCUGUGUCAUCCAUGCAACAUAAUUUUUUGGUUAUGUUUUGUCGAAUCUCUUGUACAAGUCCAUUUGUGCAUUCAUUUAUGCCUUGGGAAACAAGCAAAAGCAUCAAAUGACUCCUUGACCAUCACUUCCAUCCACUACUACGGCUCCUAGUCAUAUUUCAUUUCUAAAUGAUAAAUUGUGAUUGUUUAUAUGUAGAAAAUUUUGAUAGGUCAUUCAUACUCAUGUUAGAAAUCUUACUCGUGAUUCUUAUCACAUUGAUUUUAUUAGUUAAGUAUUUCAUUA
Messenger RNA from Gastrolobium bilobum, 2929 nucleotides. RefSeq lists its product as uncharacterized. The coding region runs from base 365 to 2461 and encodes 698 amino acids. The transcript has 7 exons. Lineage: Eukaryota; Viridiplantae; Streptophyta; Magnoliopsida; Fabales; Fabaceae. The record is from RefSeq and is a predicted model, not a curated record.